Colletotrichum destructivum is the source of this 3859-nucleotide messenger RNA. Its product is annotated as Class II Aminoacyl-tRNA synthetase/Biotinyl protein ligase (BPL) and lipoyl protein ligase (LPL). Gene Ontology annotation, cellular component: aminoacyl-tRNA synthetase multienzyme complex; cytoplasm; cytosol. The record is from RefSeq and is a predicted model, not a curated record. Bases 480 to 3170 code for a protein of 896 amino acids. NCBI's taxonomy places the organism in Eukaryota, Fungi, Ascomycota, Sordariomycetes, Glomerellales, Glomerellaceae. Gene Ontology annotation, molecular function: aspartate-tRNA ligase activity; RNA binding; ATP binding. Gene Ontology annotation, biological process: aspartyl-tRNA aminoacylation. The transcript is spliced from 2 exons.
UCGCUACCUGUACGAUGUAUGUCGUCCGCCGAGAGACCCAGGAGACCCAGGAAGCCAAGGAACCUGAUGGAUUCCCGCCCAUUAUCAUCACUCUGCCGUUUCUUUUUCUUUUCCCUCUGGACCCUUCCCGCCCUUCCGCCCCUCCUUCCGCCUGCAACCGAGUCGUUGAUUCUUUCUUUCUUUCUUUCUUUCUUAUACCUUGCGCCCGCGUUGAUCUUCCACGGCCUCCCCAUCAUCCUCCUCCUCCUUCCGCUCCCUAUGUAAACCCGUCUUGGCCGAGUUUAACGCCUCUGCCGCACAUCUCACCUCACUUUACUGUACCUACUCACCGUCCUCACCAUUCGCCCACCUCUUGCAUAUCUGCCAAGAACAUUAGCAACACACACACACACACACACACACACACACACACGCAUACACGCACAUAUUACCCAUAUUACCCAACGGGCCAACUCUCGUCGAGGUGAGGUAACAGCAUCAUGACUGAACAGGAAGUCGUGUCACGCUCGCCGAGCACGCUCUCGCGCUUCGCUCACAAGUUCACCUCGCCACUGAAGUCAACAUCAGCCAGCCCGACUGUUUCCACACACACCAAGACGACAGUCUACGAGAAGAAGUCACCCACCUCGAGCUCCACCAGCCAGUCAAGAAAAUCCAGCAAGUCCAGCACAGGGCGUAGCCCAGCACGGAGCGGCGAGCUGAAGCGCCAAGAACGCGGCGAGAAACUCCUGCGUCGACAGGAAGAAGAGCGCCAGCUUGAGGAACGUCGCAGGAGGGAGUAUGACGAAGCCCGCCGCGCCGAAGACGACGAGACCCGCGCCCGCUAUGGAGAGGGCGACGAGACAGAAUACCCGACCGAGUUGACGACCAUCGGUGAGGCCGUCAAGCUGGACGUCGGCACCAAGGUGACGUUCCGCGCAAGAAUCCACACCCAGCGUAACAUCUCGAAGCACCUCGACUUCAUCCUCUUCCGCGACCAGACCGACACGAUUCAGGGAGUCCUGGCGGACACAACGCCCAACAUGGUCAAAUGGGUCCAGAGACUGCAUCCGGAGUCUAUUGUCCAGGUGUCUGGCACUCUGCAGAAGCCGCUGCAAAAUGUCAAGUCGGCACACUAUCACGAUAUCGAGGUGGACGUUCACUCUAUCCACCUACUCAACCCUGCCAAGGCCCCUCCGUUCAGCAACUAUCUACCCCCGGAUAGCAUGAACUUCCGCAUGAACAACCGUAUCCUCGACCUGAGGCACCCCAGCAAUCAGGCGCUUUUCCGCGUGCGCGCUAUGAUAACGCGCAAGUUCCGCGAGACGCUCGACAACAGCGGCUUCAUCGAGAUCCAGACUCCCAAGCUGCAGCCCGCCGCCACCGAGAGCGGUGCCGAAGUCUUUAAACUCAACUACUUUGGAAGGCGAGCUUUCUUGGCACAGAGUCCCCAGCUGGCCAAGCAGAUGGCCAUCUCUGCCGACUUUGGCAAGGUGUAUGAGAUCGGCCCCGUGUUCCGCGCCGAAAACUCCAAUACCCACCGCCACUUGACUGAGUAUACAGGCCUUGACAUCGAAAUGAAGAUUCACAAGCACUACCACGAGAUCAUCAAAGUUCUCGAUCAGACCUUGAAGAACAUUUUCGCCGCUGUCCACUCGAUGCCUGAGCUUAAGAUUAUCCGCGAGCGCUUCCCAAGCGAAGACCUCGUAUGGUUGGACGAGACUCCCAUCAUUCCAUUCCCCGAGGGUUUGCAGAUGCUGCGCGACGACGGCCGCGACGUUGCAGACGAAGAUCUCUCAACGCCCGACGAGAUUCGCCUGGGCGAAUUGGUCAAGGAAAAGUACGGAACCGAUUACUACAUCCUCGACAAGUUCCCCGCCAAUGCUCGCCCGUUCUAUACCCAAAAGGCCGAGGACCCCUUCUGGACCAACUCGUUCGACAUCUUCGUCCGUGGCCAGGAGAUUUGCACGGGCGGCCAGCGUAUCAACGACCCCGAGGAAUUGCGCAAGAACAUGGCAGAGAAGGGCAUCUCGGAGGACGACAUGGCCGAAUACCUGACGGCUUUCGACCUCGGUGCUCCCCCGCACGGCGGUGCCGGACUCGGACUGGAUCGUGUUGUGUUCCUGCUCCUCAACUUGGGUGACGUUCGAUACGGUACCCUGUUCUACCGCGACCCAAAGUCCCUGCCCUCGCGCUCAUUCAGCCUGCCGCACCCGGCCGCCGACACCACCAAGGCAUGGGCAGGCAAGGAGUUGCCACCGCUGGAGGAGCUGAUUGCCAACUACGGCGACGCCUCCAACACGUCGUGGCUCGACGAGCGAUUCGAGAUCUGGCGCCACGGAAGCGGCGCCGCGGUCGGUUAUGUCAAGCAGGGCAAGUUCGCCAUGGUCACCGGAGACCCGCUCUGCGAUCGUGGCCAAUACGAGGAGGUCAUCCCGGCGUUUGUUGAGUUUGUCACCAAGGAGCUCAAACUGACGCCCGUGUGGAUGCUGGUGUCCAACAAGGUGCAGGAGAUACUCGGACGCCGCAUCGGCUGGCGCACCAUGAGCUGCACCGUCGAGCAGCGGGCUGACGCAGACCAACAUACGACGCCCGACGGCCGUGCCGCUAGGAGGGUCAAGCGAGAGGGCAUCAAGGUCCACGAGCUUAAGCCCGAUGAGGACUUUAUGAGACGCGCAGACCAGUCCAUCGAGGCAUGGAAGGAGAAGCGCAAGGGCAAGAAGCAGGUCCAUCUCACCGAGAUCCGGCCCUGGAUCGACCAGGCCCACCGACGCUACUUCGCCGCCGAGAAGGACGGCAAGGUUCUGUGCAUGGUCGUCCUCGCACAGCUCGCGCCCAGGCACGGCUGGCAGAUCAAGUGGGCGCUCGACUUCCCCGACGCGCCCAACGGCACCAUCGAGGUGCUUGUCGAGUAUGCCUUGUCAUGCAUCUCGGGCCCCGUAACUUUUGGCGUUGGUGUCAGCGACCGUUUCGUACCCGGCGAGCACCUCCACGGCGUCCGGGCCAAAUUCCUAAGCAAGACGUACGCCGGUAUUGUUAAGAGCCUCGGGCUUGGCAAGAAGGCCGAAUUUCGAGACAAGUUUGGCGUCCUCGGCGAGCAGGUAUACAUCUGCUACCCGCGUCGUGGCGUCACGCUCUUCGACCUCAAGGAGAUCGUCAAGUUCUUCAUGGAUGAAGAACAAGCCAAAUAAGCUGUUUCAACUACUAAUGAAGGGGAAGGAAAUAUACAGGAGACGGUUAAUGAAUAGCACGGCAUGCUUGAGGUUUUUGUUACAUCUACAUUGACAACACUGCGUUUAGAUACCUUUCUGUUAUGUAUUUUAUCCUUUGUAGAUGAUGAUACCAGCGUAGAUCGCACUGAGUUCCUUUUGUCAUAGCACAUAUCCAUAGCAAUCAUCAUAGCAUGUUUCACAGCAUUGGUCAGUCAGUCUGGCCGUAUUCAUCAAGAGCCAGUGACCUGGAGUUGGAGGAGCAGUUCGAGUGAUUCAAAAGUGAAGCGAUGAGACCGAGUGCUUCUUGGCUAGUUCAAAAUUUCAGGUCAGUAUUUCAUUCUGCUUCUUUUCAUUUCAAGGGGGUUUUCGUAACUUGUGACCUAACACCUCAGCGUCUAACAUUGAAAUACUCUCGUCAACCCCCCGAUCGCAACCUUCACGGAUUAGCAGAAGUGCCUGUCUUCAAGACGUGUCUUGAUGGUGUUCAUGAUACGUUCGUGGCGGUACAACAAUCUGGAUAUCGUACAUUGCAGAAUCAGACCUGCUCCCCUUCUCAUUCUUUCCGCCUUGUUCACCUCCACGAGACUCCUCUUACCCCAACAUCAACAUUCAAGAGGAGCAAGCGUCUUUGAGCGAAAUUACCAAUUAUCCCAAGCCUCUGAUCCAAC